AUGAAGCAGGCGGAGGCGUCCACCGGCCAGCGUAACCGUGAAUGCAGCCUGCAGUUGUCCGAGCCUGUGUUGCCCUCGUAUCUGAGCGGCCUGAGCGUGAAGCAGGAGGAGGAGACGCCUUCCGCUGCGCCGCCGCCCACGUCAGCGCCCAACUCGAGUCCAGCCAAGAUUUCCACGCCAACGCAGAGCAAGAGGGAGCACGAGGGCAAGGAGGAAACUUCACAUCAAAAGGUGAAGCAGCGGCGCUCCCGGACCAACUUCACACUGGAGCAACUGAACGAGCUUGAGAGGCUGUUUGACGAGACGCACUACCCGGACGCCUUCAUGAGAGAGGAGCUUUCACAGCGCCUUGGCCUGUCCGAAGCUCGAGUGCAGGUGUGGUUCCAGAACAGGAGAGCCAAGUGCCGGAAACACGAGAGCCAGAUGCACAAAGCCGGCAUGCUCCUGUCCCCCUCCUCCGGCGCCGCCACACCCAUGGGAGUCAUGACCUCUGGCGUGGGUCUGGCGGCCUCGGGGAACGUCGGGGUGCCGUUGGAAGCCUGCCGCGUCGCCCCCUACGUCUCGCCGCUACGCCUUCACCCGCCACCCUACGACCGCCUGCCCGGCCUGCCCACCCUAUCCCUCGAUCCCGCACUGCUCUCUGCCGCCCACCAGUACGCCGCCGCUGCCGUGUCCCUGAGCCUUACCGGAUCGUCGAGCAGUACCAGCAGCAUAAACAGCAGCAGCAGCAGCAGUGCGGGGAGCGGAGGCAGCAGCAGCAGCAGUAGCAGCAGCCUCAGCAGCACCUCCGCCACCAAUCCACUCACGUCUCCUCCUUUACUGUACUACCCACACCCGACCUACCCGCUCGCCCUCUCUGCCCUGGCCGCCGCCGAGAGAGUUUCCUCCAAGAAUUCCUCGAUAGCUGAGCUGAGGAUGAAGGCUCGGAAGCACGCCGAGGCUCUAGGACUCACCACGCCGCAGACUUAAUUCCCACAGACCAGAUGUAGCCUUUAAUAGUUUGGCAGUGGAGAUUGGAUGCCGCAUGAAAGAUUGUUAAAGAUGGAUGGACAUGAGUAACAUUCAUCCACUGACCUCUGUUAUCGCUCAUCUGUUCGUGAGUGAUGUCUUGUGUAAUCAACAAGGAGUUGAGUGUGUGUGUGUGUCGGCUUUCGUGCUGCGCAAUGCUUUGUCUGCUGUUCUAAUGCGCGGGAGGAAAGACUUGCGUCAUGGGACUCAAGACUGACUGCAGACAAGACACUGGGAUUCAAGAGUAACAGAAAAUCGACAGCACUGCCUGUGCUCCACACACGACAUGCUCCACAACACUCCACGGGCAUCCUCCUCACUAUUCAAAGUCCACUAAAAUCUAUCGUUGCGUUGCUCAUCCCAGCACCUCAUUCCCUCACGCCACAUCCCUGCAGGUCACGCUCCUUCCCCAGAUCAUCUGCUACACGCCAGUCAAGAGUUGUACCUUUCCGUUCUCUACUAUUCUUAUUCUUAUUACAUCGUAAUGUAACCGAUGUCUCCAGAAUCUGGUUGGAGUUUAAUAACAAAGGCUGAAACUUAUCUUUAGGAGUGUUUUCUAUCUGGGAAUGCUGGGUCCUCAGGAAGCACAAGACAGAACCGCAUGCAGCUGCACAGAAACAAUGGUGCUGACCGAAGAUAUUGAAGAAAAAAAACAGUGAUGAGCAUCAUAGUUUUCACUUUUCACCCAGUAACAUGUACGUGAAAGCACGUGAUUGAUGUUUGGAAUAUGAAGGCUUUCAUAGCACCCUGGGAAGUCGUAUCUUUAGCAGCAAGACGCUACUGAUACGUGAUGGAGUUAAGCUGUUGUUUCUUUUCGUGUGUGCUGUGUGACGUAACUACCUUGAAAUCUUAUAGAAUGAAACAGAUUAAGAAAUCGCCGAAGGUACAUUUAUGAUGGGCAGCAGCCAACGAUGUAUUAUGUUAAAGAUCCAAGACAGUGACCCUCUUUAAGGCGCUGAUACUCCUUCAGCUACAUAUACUCAUUAGGAAGUGCGGUGUUACAAAGCCAAACUGUUCAGGAUUUUACCAGAUAGUGAAGAAAAAAGCACUACAUUAUUUUGUGUCGCCUUGCUGUGGUCGGGACAAUUAAAACGCCUCAGUGAUGUGACGGUGGUGGGGAAAUGAGCACUGGUUCUCCCCACAAGGAGCGCGAGGUGCUACUCAGCACUGUAUGACUCUGUGACAUUGAGUUUUUUUUUUUUUUUUUUUUUUUUUUAACUGGCUACAUAUAAAGCGGGACCUUAUUGAUGGUGCCGCCUAGUGACCUUUGCACGCAAGGUCGUUAAUCAAAAAUGUAAACCAAUGAUAUAUGAGUGUACAUAUACGUAUAUACUCCAGUAAACGUGUACAAUCGAUGUCAUUGUGUGUGUGUGUGUGUGUGUGUGUGUGUGUGUGUGUGUGUGUGUGUGUGUGUGUGUGUGUGUGUGUGUGUGCGCGCGUGUGUGCGUGCGUGCGCUUGCGUGUGCUAGCGCCUCAAGCGACAAAGGAUGUUAGUUGUCUUAACAUUUAAAUAGUGUCUUCCCGUCUCUGCUUCCGCCUCGCCACGGCGCGGCAGGCCUGGAAGCACCGGGGCCUGGUCGGCGAGAAGGACGGGGAGGAGGGGCACAAGGGAGCUGCAGGAGGGAUGGCGCGAAGGGCGAGGAGGUGUUGGGUAAGGCCUGUUUGUUUUGAGGGCACGGGUUGAGGUGUCAGCCUGGCACCGUUUCCAGGGCAAAUACUCACCAUGUCAAGUCAAGACCUCUUAGCCCACAGCCUUCACACCUCCCAGGCCUCUUACCUCUCCCUCUCCUCUGGACGCCCUUCCUCACACCCUCCCCAUGGUGCUGACGUGGACCCUUAUUCCUGCUGUUGUUGUUGACAUUUUAUUGCUGUUCUCGCUGGGUGUUUUAUUCCAUUGUUUCGUUCUGCGUUUUGCUGCAAGUUACUCAAUCGCUGCAGUGGAUGGAGGGCGCCAGGCCAGGCGGACGAGAGCUAGACGAGAGCCGCUGUUACCCGAGACUGCCCUGCUGUCUUGUCAUUGUUGAUAUUUGAGGGAAUUUUGCGAAAUAUGAUGGACUGCGGUGCGCUUUGUUAUAGCUGGAUAUUGUUUCUUGAGAAUUUUAUUUAUUUAAUGUUUUUUUUUUUUUUUUUUUUUUUUUUUUUUUUUGUAUAUAUGUGUGUACGUGUGUGUACGCGUGUGUGUGUGUGUAACUGGUCAUUCUGAUUUUGCCAGUAGCCAGUUAUCCAAUGGUUUUAGUAACAAUCAUUUCAUGCGCUGAACAUUCUUCCAUGAUCCUUUGUUUUGUUCAUGUUCAUCACUCAAUUCACUGCUGGUGAAAAGCAAACUCCAUCAUGAUAAAUGUUUGUCCUACAAGAAUAUAAAAUUUAAAUUCACCAUUCUGUACAACAGAGACCGUUUUUUUUUCCUGAAGAGAGGCUAGCCAAAGACUAGAAAUCGAAAUUUGGGGAAAAUAUCUUAGUGUACUUUUUUUAAGCUAAGAAAUUUUGAGUGAGAAGCUCCAGUAUGUCACGUGCAGUAGCGCCGCCGCCCUGUAAACCUUGCUCUUUGUGUGAACUUAUGCCACCUGUGUAUCUCCCGCCGCUCCCGUGUACCUUUUCGUCCAAAUGUGCACUAUCUGCCCGACACGUACACUUUUCCAUUAUCUGUAUGUGUGUGUGUGUUUGUGUGUGUGUGUGUGUGUGUGUGUGUGUGUGUGUGUGUGUGUGUGUGUGUGUGUGUGUGUGUGUGUCCCUUGAGCCUCCCAUCUCAGUUUAUCCGUCUUUUUUUCUUUCCUUAAUAUUCUACGUUCCCUCAAUUCGUCCUCUCGUCUCCUGGCCAGCCAAAACCCGCCACACCACUGCAGCUGCCAUUCCGGCCACUCUGUUGUCUGCCGUGUCUUUACCUGUGUUACUGAAUAGUUCUAACUGUUGUACUUGGAAGAAGAAAGUAUCUGUGACAUACUAUUACUGGUCCGUGCAAAGGUUUCUUUGUUCUUUAUUUGCUGGGUAAUGUGUUUCAUUCCUGACAGAUGGAAAUAUUUUGCUCACGACUGCUGCUGUGUAGUGUCGUCUGUUAUUUUAAUUAUAU
Messenger RNA from Portunus trituberculatus (swimming crab), 4075 nucleotides. Its product is annotated as short stature homeobox protein 2-like. The coding region runs from base 1 to 969 and encodes 322 amino acids. Gene Ontology annotation, biological process: regulation of transcription by RNA polymerase II. NCBI's taxonomy places the organism in Eukaryota, Metazoa, Arthropoda, Malacostraca, Decapoda, Portunidae. The transcript is spliced from 6 exons. Gene Ontology annotation, molecular function: DNA-binding transcription factor activity, RNA polymerase II-specific; sequence-specific double-stranded DNA binding. The record is from RefSeq and is a predicted model, not a curated record. Gene Ontology annotation, cellular component: nucleus.